AUGAAAAAAAGACAAACAUCUCGCCUGGUCAAAGAGCUUUCCCUGAUCUACCCUUUACCCGAUCUGCAGCACAUAAAAAGAGUGAGGGCUUGCAAAGACAAAAGCACUUCUCAUCCAUUGGAGGUCAUUGUGUGCUUGGCCAGGGAUGUGCAGGUGAUAGACUGCAAAGGAGUUACGCUUGCUGAUCUGCUUUGCUCACAGUCUUUUGACUCCAGUGGUUUGGGAGAACCUUUCCUUGUCAAAAUACCCGCCAAUCCUCCACUAACCAGACCGCAGUUUGAAAAAGCUAGUAAACACUGGCCUACGUCAUUUCACGAGGACAAACAAGUGACGUCUGCUCUGAGAGGCCAGUUAUUCACUACUGAUCAGAAAGCUAAAAUGCAAAAGUACAUGACGGCAGCUGUAGAGGCUGCAAAAUCAGGCGGGAAGAUGGGAAUGGAUGCGGUGGGCGCAGUGAUUGUUGACCCAGAAUCGGAGCAGAUUGUUGCAGUGGGUCAUGACUGUAAGCACGGCUCUCAUCCGCUCCAUCAUGCUGUCAUGAUCUGUAUUGAUCUUGUGGCCUGUGGGCAAGGAGGAGGCGCCUACAGUUACGAGAAAUAUCCAGCCUGUCGGUUUAGCAGCUCCGAGUGCUUUAGGAAUGCUUGCAAUGCCAAAGAAUCCGGUCUGCCUUACAUCUGCACCGGAUAUGAUCUUUACGUCACUCGAGAGCCGUGCGUGAUGUGUGCAAUGGCUUUGGUGCACUCAAGAAUCAACAGAGUGUUUUAUGGAGCACCCUCUGCAGAUGGUGCCUUGGGAACCAAGUAUAAAAUUCACUGCCAAAAAGAUUUAAAUCAUCACUUUGAAGUGUUUAAAGGUGUGAUGCUAAAUGCAUGUGAGGCUUUACACAAAAAGUGAAUAAUUAGAGGCAAUAUUACAUUGACAUUUAUGACAUUUUAAUUGUUUUUACAUUUCUAACUACAGCAAAUGUUUUUUUAA
Sinocyclocheilus grahami is the source of this 975-nucleotide messenger RNA. RefSeq names its product probable inactive tRNA-specific adenosine deaminase-like protein 3. Gene Ontology annotation, molecular function: tRNA-specific adenosine-34 deaminase activity. The transcript is spliced from 2 exons. The record is from RefSeq and is a predicted model, not a curated record. NCBI's taxonomy places the organism in Eukaryota, Metazoa, Chordata, Actinopteri, Cypriniformes, Cyprinidae. Gene Ontology annotation, cellular component: nucleus; cytoplasm. The coding region runs from base 1 to 894 and encodes 297 amino acids.